GUGAGUGUGCACUUUGGUAGACCCCCCCGCAGCUGCACAGCACGCAUAGAGUGCUUUCGCCGUUGUGCGCACACAAUUGUGUCCUCCACUUUGUGCUCUCCCCUUUGUGUUCUCCACUUUGUGGGCUAACCCCCCUUUUGAAAUGAACUCCCCUCCUGUGAAAUCGCUGCAAAAUAACACGAAAUGGACUUAGUGAAGCUUGCCAAACAGGGCAGUGCACUGUCUCGAGAGUAUAAGUCCCUCAUAAGGGACAAGGAGAAAAACGCCGGGAGGGAGCGCCUCGCCGCUAUCACGAUACAGAAGUGCUACAGAGGGUAUUUGACCAGGCGGACUUACCUUGUUUAUAAGUACUUUCUAAAGCGCGCGAAGGACGGCAUAGAAAUUCUGGAGUGCAAAUUUUUGCUUAGAAAACUGAAGCAGCAAAGGCUGGAGCAGCAAGCCGUAUUGUACAUGUCGGACAAUGCCACCAAGAUACAGAAGGUCUUCAGGGGGUACUACUCCAGGAAAUACAUUCAUGACUUCUUUAAGCGGAAGAGGGAAAUAAUCGAAAUGGAUGCACACGUAAAGGCACAGAAGGGAAUUAUGCUUCAGGGGAUUGAGGAGAAAAGAAAAAAACAGUUGCUACACGACAAUAAAGUGAAGGACACGAAAAUACAUAACGCUGCGAAAAAUCUGCACCACCUCGUGUCAACGAAGGCGCAGAGGGGGGUCUAUAAUUACAGGAUCGAAAAUAUCAUACGGGAGCAGCAAGAAAAAAUCAAAAACAGCAGCGAAAAAAAAAAAAAAAAUCUACUAAACAAAAAGAAGUAA
Molecule: messenger RNA, 810 nt
Organism: Plasmodium cynomolgi strain B
Lineage: Eukaryota; Apicomplexa; Aconoidasida; Haemosporida; Plasmodiidae
Product: calmodulin binding protein
Exons: 7
Coding region: 184-810 (208 amino acids)
Biological process (GO): establishment of meiotic spindle localization; spindle organization; mitotic cell cycle
Cellular component (GO): spindle pole
Molecular function (GO): protein binding
Source: RefSeq, a predicted model, not a curated record